AUGAAUACUGAGAAAACUGUAGAUUCCAUCCCAAUCGAUCUCUUUCACGAGAUCUUCUCGAGAUUGCCUGCGAGGUUAGUCGGGAGGUGUCGUUGCGUUUCGAAGCAAUGGGCGUUCUUACUUGAGCGUCAAGAUUUCAUGGAGUUGUUCCUGACCAGGUCCUCGACUCGUCCACGUCACUUAUGGAUCAAGAAAGAAGACAACGAUGAAUGGCUCUUCUACUCGUCACCUCAAACUCAGAAGUCUACUGAAGUAGCCGCCGAAUUAUAUACCAAGUUCCUUGGAAGCAAACGUGAUCGUUAUAUCUGCUAUGCAUCUGGUUUGGUAUAUUUUUCAGAUGUGCGUAUCUCAAAAGAUAAGGGUAAGGAUUCAACGCCUGUGAUAUGCAAUCCUCUCACAGGAAGGUAUGCCAUCUUACCUAAACUGAUCUUACCUAACAUGAAAAGAAACAAAGAGCCGACCAGCUAUUUUGGGUUUGAUCCUAUUGACAAGAAAUUCAAAGUAUUGCUCAUAAACUAUUCAGUUUAUAAUGAAACUGUUUAUCAUAUUCUGACACUAGGAAGAAAAAUAGGAAUUGGAAAAAUGAGGUGGAGGAAGAUCCAAUGUCCCUUUACCCAUGAGCCUAAGCCUUCUUGUAAAGGGAUUUGCAUCAAUGGGGUUUUGUUUUACUCAGCGCAUACUGAUGAUGGAACAUCUGAUGUGAUAGUUUGCUUUGACAUGAGGUCUGAGAAAUUUAAGUUUAUUGUCAAAGAAAUAAUUUACAGUAAGUUGAUAAACUAUAAGGGUAAAUUAGGGGCGAUUACGUUGAAAUAUGAGUACGAUACACCAAGGGGUACUAAGUGGCUUACCUGUGAGUUACAUAUAUGGGUUCUAGAGGAUGUCGACAAAGAGGAAUGGACUAAGUAUGUCUAUCCUCUUCCGAAGACUAGAAACCGCAGACUUUUUUCAGUUGUUGGGAUGACUGCUAGUUGUGAAAUUGCUUUAUUAGAGUGCUCAAGCACAUACCUCAAUCCUAAUGUUUUCUACUUCAAUCCUGAGAGGAAGAGUCUCCAUCGUGUUAAAAUUCGAGGUGUUGGUGCUGAAAGUGGUAAGGUUUAUGCCUUUGCAGACCAUGUAGAGGAUCUUGGUGUUAACGAUAAGCAUCUCAAGUCAAGCAUUUAUGAGUCUUAA
Molecule: messenger RNA, 1170 nt
Organism: Capsella rubella
Lineage: Eukaryota; Viridiplantae; Streptophyta; Magnoliopsida; Brassicales; Brassicaceae
Product: putative F-box protein At1g30930
Exons: 1
Coding region: 1-1170 (389 amino acids)
Molecular function (GO): protein binding
Source: RefSeq, a predicted model, not a curated record